Brassica rapa (field mustard) is the source of this 1838-nucleotide messenger RNA. Its product is annotated as zinc finger protein CONSTANS-LIKE 16. Lineage: Eukaryota; Viridiplantae; Streptophyta; Magnoliopsida; Brassicales; Brassicaceae. The record is from RefSeq and is a predicted model, not a curated record. Gene Ontology annotation, biological process: regulation of flower development. Gene Ontology annotation, cellular component: nucleus. Gene Ontology annotation, molecular function: DNA-binding transcription factor activity; protein binding.
AUAGUAGAUCUCUGUAGUUGUAGCAGAUAACCUCUCGAUUUUACAUAUUGAGAAGAAAGAAACUUGUUUUGGAUAUCAUAUGCUAGAGAUAUUCAGAUUUUCGAUUUGAAUUAAAAAUGAUUGUUCAUAUUUGAUAGAUAUUACUAUAAAAUUUUCAACUGGCCGAUUUCACCUUAAAAAUAACUGAUAAUUAUAAGAAUUUGAAUUUAUUCAUGUUUUCAAGAGUCAAAAUAUACAUACAAAUUAACUAACAAAUGAAGGCAAAACCAGAUGUGUAAUAUUUUUCCAUGUUAUCGUUUAGAGUUGUUCUUCAAAAUUAUUUUGAAUACCAAUCAAAAUUUGAUUUAAUUUGACCAAAAAAUAAUUAGCACGAGUAUACUUAUAUACCUUAGCUACUUAACCUAGAGUUACCACUUAAUUGAUCGGUUAAAUCUUAGCUAUUGUCUACUAAUCUCAACAUUAGUUUAUCUAAUAAUCAUUACUUGUUAGAAUGUACAACUUGCCAUCUAAUAUUAUAGAGAGCAAAUCAGUUGGAAAUGUUGCACAUAUACUUUUGUUUUCUCUCCAAAAUAUACAAAAGAAAUAAACAGAUGGAUGUGUAUAAAGCUGCUCUCUCUCAACAUUUAUGAUCGGCCUCUCUACAUCACAAAGGCAAGAAGAGAGGGCCCAAAGGACAGAACUUUCCUUCAGGGAAACAGAGAAAAUAGGAGAAAAUGUAUGCAGAUACAGGGCUAGGGUUCCGAUUCAUGCAGGGUUGUUCUCCAGAAAUCCAUCAGUUCGAAGACCUCUUUAAACCCUACAAGCUCUCUGAUCAAACGCAGAUCAGUCUUGUUGAGGCGUGUGAGUAUGGUUUCGGAGAGGAGAGUGACCUAUUCAAAGCCCCUGAGCCGAUCAUUGAAGAACCAAUGCUAGCCGUUGACCCUCUCUCACAAGAGAUUGUUGAACUCAGUGAUCUCGGGUCGUUGCAGAGUGACCAGCAGCUUAUAGAAAAGGCGUUCUACGAGUGUGAGCAGGAGCUCUUGGUGAAAUCAGCGAUGGAGUCUCCGCUGCUCUCCGAGGUACUAGACAGGAAGAACGUCUCUCAAAUGGACAGUAGUAGUGUAGUUGUCUCUGAUGUCCCAGUUCCUAAGAGCGUGAGCUCGGGGAACCUGACAUCGAUGGAUAUGGCACAGCACGAGGAGGCGGUGAUUCAGAGGUUCUUCCCUCCAGUGGAUAAUGGAAUGAGAAGAGCCUUUAGCGAGAGCGAUAUACAGACACUGGGGAGUAGAAACGCGGGUCAGGUUCAGUCUCAACUGGAUCGAAUAAUCGUUAGUUGUACCUCUGAGGACCGUCGUGAGAAGCUUUCUCGAUACAGGGACAAGAAGAGCAGGAGGAAUUUUGGGCGUAAAAUCAAGGUAAACACCUGAAAGAUGGUGUAGUGUUUUGUUGGGAACUGAGUUAAUGGAUGAUUUUGGUGUGUAUGGGUUGCAGUAUGCUUGCAGGAAGACACUUGCAGACAGUCAACCGAGGAUCCGAGGAAGGUUUGCAAAAACAGAGGAGAUGCAGAAAUGAGAGGAUUCAUUUAGUUAGGUACCUGAAGAUGAGCAAGAAGAACAGUUUGAUGAAGUGUUUUUGUAUAUAAAGGGUUUGUCUGAAUAAGCCUCUAAGGAGUAAGGAGUAGGAAGGAAAACAAGUGAUCUUAUGAAGCUCACUCGGUCUUAUCUAUGCUUAUCUAUGUUUAGAUCUUAUGAAGCUCACUCGGUCUCUAAAACUCUAAAUUUAUAAGCUGUUUGAUGUUCGUUUCUAUAGUUCGACCGUAUAUAUAUUAACAGUUGACGUUGGUAGGUGUUGAUUAUUUA